Molecule: messenger RNA, 526 nt
Organism: Ailuropoda melanoleuca (giant panda)
Lineage: Eukaryota; Metazoa; Chordata; Mammalia; Carnivora; Ursidae
Gene: H2AP
Product: H2A.P histone
Exons: 1
Coding region: 76-417 (113 amino acids)
Molecular function (GO): protein heterodimerization activity
Source: RefSeq, a predicted model, not a curated record
CCCCUGGUGUCUUAAGAGGCCUAGUCCAGCUGAAGAAUCAAGUAGAGCUGCUUGGAGCCAAACCAAGCCAACAUAAUGUCAGGAAAGAAAAGCCAUGAGAGCUCUUAUCAGACUCAAGCCCAUCUUAUAACAACCGAGCUCCAAGUCCCUGUGAGCUACGUGGACCGCCUCCUGCAGGAGAAUCAAUACAACCAUCCCCUGAGUUCAUCCACAACUGAUUUCCUCCUUACCAUGCUCGACUACCUCACUGAUUACAUCCUGGACGUGGUAGGCACUGAGGCCAACAACAGCAACAUGCCGACUGCCCCACAAGAUGUGGAGAGAGCAGUGGACAGCAGCGGAGAGCCCUACCACCGCUCGAAGGAUACAGCCUUCACGCUGUUUGAUGAGAUGCCUGGAUCCAGAAGAAAUGGCUAAAGCCUGGGUCCCCAGGACUUUUGGGAGUCCUCACAGCCUUAGUUCAAGCCAAGUCUCUUCUCAUAGCUGAGGAAGCCUGACUUCUGUCAUCAGUAGAUACCAUUAAAGG